Messenger RNA from Pestalotiopsis fici W106-1, 1062 nucleotides. RefSeq lists its product as uncharacterized. The transcript has a single exon. The coding region runs from base 1 to 1062 and encodes 353 amino acids. NCBI's taxonomy places the organism in Eukaryota, Fungi, Ascomycota, Sordariomycetes, Amphisphaeriales, Sporocadaceae. Gene Ontology annotation, biological process: positive regulation of catalytic activity. Gene Ontology annotation, cellular component: fungal-type vacuole; cell periphery. The record is from RefSeq and is a predicted model, not a curated record.
AUGACCGUCCGUGUCGUCCCGCCUUUCGCGAGGCUUGACGAAGACGAUGAUUUUGUCACGUGGGAGGACAUCCCCGAGGAGCCGCCUCGGCAGGGCAUGGUUCGCCGUGUCUCCUCACACGGAGCCUUCGAGUCUUGGGUCGACGAGAGACUCAUCAAGCGACAUCGACGCCCCGCCUGGCUCCUUAAGAAGAGCAAUCGUCCCGGCCGUGAGCUGGACUACCUGCGCAGCGCUUCGCCCGUCAUUCCCAAGGCCGUCAGCUUUCGGCCGUACGGCGAGGACCCGUACAAGAAAUGGCGCCAUUUAUUACAGACGGCACCGCACUAUGCGCCCGAGAACCACCAUACCAUCAGCUUUGAAGAGCUGGAAGCGCAGCCUCAAGGCUCGCCGAUUUACUUGGAGCAGCAGCUCUCGAAUGUGGUGUCCAGGCGCCACAAUUGGUUCUUUGUAAACCCUCUACCACAACUCAUAUUUCGACUACUUGUGCUGGGUAGCACCAUAUCUUCCUUGGCCAUUGCCACGACACUGUACCGGACACACUGGUGGUAUACCGCUACAAACCAGUGGGAACUGGCUCAGAAGGGCCAGGUAAUUCUUGCCAUGUCGGUCGACUCGCUCUCGAUCCCCUACGUCUUUUACAUGACAUUUGACGAUAUAUUCGGUGCGCCGCUGGGCCUACGGCGUCCUAUAAUAAAGGUCUCACUCACACUUUUAGACCUGUUCUUUAUUAUACUCAAGGCAGCCAGUGCAUCUUUGGCGUUUCAGGCAUUGGAGACAUCGAGCGACGAGUUGAAUUUAUCCCUCGUCAGAGCUCUGGCAGCUUGCAUCCUGACCGGUCUGGUGUUUUGGGUAGCGAACUUUACUAUCAGUCUCCUUCGCAUCAUUGAACGUCUUGGAGGCAUGGAAAAGGGAUCAAAGAUGAUGGAAAAGGGCCGACGAAAAAUGCAGCUGAGACAGCCCACCGUGAAUGGCUCGGCGGCCAACGAAAAAGUUCCUUACACUUCUGCCACGACUAAUGGGCGCCGCUUUUCUCGUCCAAUAUCGAUAUCGAGAAAGCGAUGA